AUGGCUCGAGAAGUUACGCAGGAUUUUAUGGAUAUUGAUGAUGAAAUAACUUUACAAGAUAUUACUUUUCAAGUAGUGGAGUUUCGAAAAGAACAAAUAUUCGACACUUUUUACGAAAAAUCUUCCAAUAUCACACAUCCUCAUUUAAUAAACUCCUAUUAUACUUCAAAAUUAACAUAUGGUUCUAUUGUUGUAAUAGAUACAAACUUUUUAUUAUCACAUCUUUCAUUCAUCAAGACUCUCAUAUACGAACAUGCAAAGAUCAACAAUUUUCUAAUAAUUAUUCCGUGGAUUGUAUUAGAAGAAUUAGAUGGUUUAAAAAAUGCACCUGGAAGUCUUGUAUCGCAUUCAAUCGCCACUACUUCUUCUCAAUCGCCGUAUGAUAAUCAAGCAAAUGUCAAAACUUUAGCAAAAACCGCUAUAACAUUCUUGCAUAAUUGUUUGAGUCAAAAAUUGGAUGGGUUACGUGGUCAGAAAAUAUAUGAAAAGUUGGAAAAUGCUAAGAUUGUUGUAGAUUAUCACCCUACAGAUAAUAUUAUUAAUAAUAACAAUGAUGGUUUAUUUUCACCACCAAUACAAUAUCCACAAUUGCCAAUUGUUAAUAAUCAACCUGAAGAUUAUGAUGUUACAAUGAUGGAUUGUGAUGAUUCAGUACCUUUACAGUUAGCAACAAAUAAUAUUAUAUCAUUAUCAAUUGAUGAAUCUAUGAUCAUACAGGAUGAUGAUUUAAUUUUAAAGGCGGCAAAGAUAAAUGGAUUGCAUCCUAUUUCUUCUGUUCAAACAAUAGCUUUUUGUUCGUAUCUUCCAACGGCAAUGAUUUAUUACUUUGAAAAAUUCCUGGGUCAUGAUUGGACUUAUUUUGUAAAAGACCCUGAACCAUGGAGUAUAUUGACCAUUUUCAAAUUAUUAGAUCGAUAUUGGUUUACUGUUUUUUCUGAAGUUUUCCAAGAUUCUAGAACAAUACAAGAAGUCACUAUUGUUAAUGCUAGAUCAUUUAUAGAUCAAUGGCAAAAUUCAUCAAAUAAAAACUAUUCAAAUCUCAGUUACAACUACAAUAUGAUUGAUGAUAAUAAUAAUAAUAGUUUAACAAUUCGUGAACUGGUGCAAUUCAUACAAAAUUCCGAAACCAUCAUUAAAUUGAUUUAUAGUGAUUUAAAAGGUACAAAUUUAUCAAUUUCACAACUAAACGCAAUAACUGAAAAAUGGUGGCAGGAAUUUCAAGCUUCACUUUAUUAA
Messenger RNA from Entrophospora sp. SA101, 1236 nucleotides. Lineage: Eukaryota; Fungi; Glomeromycota; Glomeromycetes; Entrophosporales; Entrophosporaceae. The record is from the annotation of a GenBank genome assembly.